Molecule: messenger RNA, 2949 nt
Organism: Plasmodium coatneyi
Lineage: Eukaryota; Apicomplexa; Aconoidasida; Haemosporida; Plasmodiidae
Exons: 2
Coding region: 1-2949 (982 amino acids)
Source: RefSeq, a predicted model, not a curated record
AUGUCCAAGUUGCUAGCGGAGUUGCUCCUCCUGUUUGCGUUCUUACAUGGGGGUGGAAGGUUGGCCCUGUCGGUGGGUAUACGCCAAAAGGGGCCACGCCUUACUAGUCGUUUAAACGAAGGGAGGAGCAUCCCCCGUGGAGAAGCAACAAGGGGGACAAAAUAUAUAGUGAACACAUAUCAGCGGGGGAGAAGGCGAAAAAAAAGAGGAAAAGAAAAUUUCUUCAUUGGAAUUAGUGGCACCCCCGGAGGAAGUCGUAAAGAGGUUCAUGAGCGAAGAAAGAACAAAAGAACCUUCCUGUUCGACGAGGGAGAGAACGAACGCAUGGAACCCGUGGAUCCAGAAUUGCAUGAGAGUCUAAGCGGGUGCAUCGAAAACGAAAUAAAGGACAACUACUUUGAUUCGAUGAUUGAGUGCAGCGAAGACGACUACCACUCGGAGGACGUCCACUACGAAGCAGAUGACUUAAGUGAAGAAACAAAAAGGAAAAAGUACCACACGUAUGGAAGGAGGUUUGCAGAUAAAGAUUUUGGAGGAGAUCACGUGCACAAAUAUUACGAACAUUUACCCAUAUAUUACGAUGGAGAAAACGAUGGGCCGAUGAAAAAAUUCAAAAGAGUUUACAAUGCAAACAAGAUAGAAAAUCUGGAGAGGAAUAUUAGAGAAGAGGAUCUCUACUACCCGUCUGUUCCUGUGCACUGGAAAGUGUACGUCUGUCUUUUCUUAGACAAGAAGUAUAAUUACGAGAAUGAAAAUGAUGAACAAAUUUAUGAAAGGUUUAAUAAAAACGUUCGCCAUAGAUACGCCUUGGAGUUCCUCUCCUGGGUGAAGCUUUCCACGAGGAUAUACCAGAACACGUCCAAGGUGUUAAUGGUCUUCAAUUUAAAGAGGAAGGAAAAUAUUAUUGGCAAUCUGCUUUUCUUCACGUCCGUAAAUUUGCACUACGCAGAUAUGUUUUUGAAAUCCAACCCUUAUGUGAAGCUGGGACUGUGUGAGGAACUAUACUUAUAUGCCUACGAACAGAACAGUGACCACUUCUUACUGGGUAUCUUUCCCAACUUGUUCCUACAGAAAAAUUAUUUAUUUCUAAAAUUUUUUAACCAGGACAAACUGGACCACAUGAACGCACUGUAUGAAAAGCACAUGCGUUUUUUUAUUCGUUCUAAUAUGGUUUUCAAGUUGGGUGUUUUGAAACGGGCCGCAAAGGAUAAUUUGAAGGAUCUGUUUUUGACUCCUAAGCAGUACUUGCCUAUUACGGAGGCCCAGACGAAGAGCGUGCUGGCCAAGUUCGACCAGGAGAUGGGUGCCUACGAUCGUUGUUCUUCCGUGGAGGUCGACUCGGAUAGCAGUAUUCGUCGUGUUAACAGUGUCGACCAAGAUCCGAACGUAGCCAAUGAGGCGGAAACCACGUAUUCGGAUAACACCUCCAAUAGUGAUAACGCCACUGAUGCUCGUGAUGACGCUGCUGGUGGUGCCCCCCUCGGGAAGUUCGCACGAUACUGCCUGGCCGAGCUGACCAUUGCCAACUGCAGGGACGAGGAAGAGGCACGCGAGUUCCUGGAGAAGGACCCCUACACGAGGUCUUGCCUCUACGAAAGCAUCUUCUUUUGUGAGGUGCGUGAAGUAGCGCCGCACGUGCAGUACGCAGAGGGUUACAUCCCGAAGGUAAAGAACUACCUGGACUACAACCACGAAGUGGAUACAAACUUAAACCCCAUCUACGACCUGGAGGAGAAGCCCGAAUACAUGGAGAACAGGAGCCUCGCCCAGAAGAAGUUCGCAAAUCACGAAAAGGUGGACAUGGAUAUUUUAGACACCUUUAUUAAGUUGAAGUAUACGAACAAGGAGGUAGAAUGUCAAGAGGGGGCACCGGACAAAGAUCUCACAGCAGCAGAGUAUGCUUCCGACACUGAAGCCGAAUCGGUCUCACCCCCAAUGACGCUCUGCAAACCGAGGAAGAAGCAAAAGAAGAUGGGUAAACGGUACAGGGUAAAAAUUGUUGACUACGAUAACGACUACAUGGAAUACCUGUGCAAUGUUCAGAACAAUAAAAUCAUGCAUGUUAGGAAGAAGGAGAGGAAUUCCCCUCAGGAUGAGGUAACCCCCUGUUUGUCCAGAGACAUUUACGACGUCCUGGUGGAAGACAUGAGGAACCCAAAAAUUUACCGGAAAAAGGACGUCAUCUUAGUGGAUAACACUCUCCAAUUUUUCGACCACAUUUUUUUUAAAGAUUAUCUCUCCAACUUUGUAUACAUUUCUCUCCCACCUGGUGAAUUCAUCGAAGAACCAUAUGCCAUAAAAGAUGAGAAGAAUUAUGACUUUACCAUUUUCAACAAUUCGCUAGCUAGCCAGGAGGACUUCCUAAAGAGACAGAACUACCAACCGAGGUUCCUAAAGGGCAUUUGGCUGAAAAAAGAUCAGUCGAAAAUUUUAUUCUACGACAAACAGAACAACGCACUCAUGUAUGGCACAGGAAUUGACAAAACCUUUUCCUGGGAUAAGAAGGUUAACCCUCGUAUUAUGAAGAGGGCACUAAUAAAUAUGGAGAUCGCUUUGGAAAAAAUUCGACAGGGCAGCUGCGUCGUGAAUGACGAUAUUACGGUGAACCAGGAAACUGAACGAACGAUAAAGGAGUACACGGAUGAGUACACCUCGUUCGAGCGGCGGUUCACUGCACCGCAUAACCAACUGGUUUCAUCGGACGGUUACCCGGAUUACAAGCCCCCCCCGGGACUGGAAUACCUGAACCCGCACAUCUGGGAGAAGACGCCCGAGGAACACAAGGAGCUCGUGCUGGACACGGAGCGGGUGCAGAAGAUCCAUUCCAAGUUUCUGAAAAAGCUGGAACUGUAUAAAGCGUCGAUUGACGACGACCCCUUCACGCAGGAGGUACCCACGGAGAGCGACAUCCUGGGGAAUUCCAACAUGGUGCAGGUGGAGUACCUGUGA